Pelodiscus sinensis (Chinese soft-shelled turtle) is the source of this 2345-nucleotide messenger RNA. The record is from RefSeq and is a predicted model, not a curated record. Lineage: Eukaryota; Metazoa; Chordata; Testudines; Trionychidae.
CCCCGGACUGAGUGUUAGAAAAGGGCUCUAACACUUGCUGAGCUGCUGCCCUGUGUUUUCUGGCCAGACCCUGGUGGCAAUGCUGCCCCCCAGCCAGGCUGCCCUCAGGGAGAAGAUCACAGAGACCACCAGGAGGGACAUCUUGGCCGCGGACCUGAAGUGCAGCCUCUUCGUCUCUGCUUUACAGAGCUACAAGCGCGAUUCAGUCCUGAGACCCUUCCCAGGCCUCUAUGCCAGCGAGGAGAACAAGGAUUUUGAUGCUCUGCUUGCAGAUACAAAUGCUUUGCCAAGUUUAAAAGAACUUCCAGAGUCAGCAUUGGGCACAGAUAAAAGGACAUGGGAUCUGUUUAGCUGGAUUUUAUCAUCUAAAUUCUUAACUAUACAAAGUACUAAGAAAAAGGAGUAUGAGAAGAUCCAAGAGUUGACAGGAAUGUCAAGUGAUGCUGUUCCUGCCCCUGACUUCCUGUUUGAAAUAGUGUAUUGUGAUCAGAUGAAUGCCAAAUUUGAUGAAACCAGGGGAGAAAGGAGCCUUAUCUAUGCAUUCCAUGGGAGUCGGCUUGAAAACUUCCAUUCCAUACUGCACAAUGGUUUACACUGCCAUUUAAAUAGGACAUCCUUGUUUGGUGAAGGUACCUACCUUACCAGCGAUCUAAGCCUUGCUCUUCUUUAUAGCCCUCAUGGUCUUGGGUGGCAGCGCAGUGUUUUGGGCCCUGUCCUUAGCUGUGUAGCUGUUUGUGAGAUUAUCGAUCAUCCAGAUGUAAAAUGCCAAGUAAAGAAGAAAGAUUCAGAAGAAAUAGACAGAAAGAGAGCAAGAGUAAAAAACAGUGAAGGUGGGGACGUUCCACAGAAAUACUUCGUUGUUACAAACAAUCAGCUUUUACGUGUUAAAUACUUAUUAGUAUAUUCACAGAAACAAAACCGGAGGCCUUCCAGUCAGUCGUCUUGGUUUUCCAAUCAUCGUUUUGCUAUAAUGAUGAUGAUGUAUCUACUACUGCUAAUUGUUAUAGGUGCCAGCAACUCACCGGCCUUCCUGUACUACUGGAAUAGAAUGUUUGACUCAGAAGGAUGAACAAGCUGGUUUAGAUACUGUUAUGUUCACCAUGUGCCUUAAUGAUAGGAGAUCUACAACCUACUGCAUCUGUACCAGAACUCUGGAAUCGGGGUUGCAAGGAGCUUUUGGAUAUAGUCCAGUUGCAUUACCCCCUUUCCAUUUAUUCUUGUUGUUUUGUUUCUUUGAGUAAUGAAUGGCUGAAAAAGGGAGCUGCCAGUCUUGCCCUGGGGAUGUUGAAGAAGAAUGUGAACAGUUCUGCAAGGACAUGUUUUAAUCAAGGGUCCAAGAAAAACUUUAUUUAAAAGGAAUGAAAACUUUAGUACGGAGACUUUCAGGCCAUAAAUUUCAGAGGGGUAGCUGAGUUAGUCUGCAACUAAAAACACUUAAAAAGCAACAAACAGUCCCGCAGCACCCUAGAGACUAACAAAAAAAUGUUGAUGAGAUCAUGAGCUUUUGUGGGCACAACCCACUUCUUCAGAUGACUGGAGUUAAGGGGUCCAGGGUACCAAUAAAUAGCAGAGAAAGAGAGGGGAUGGGGAGGGGAAGAGAAGGAAAAAAAAAUAGUGUCCAUGCUAAAUGAGGUUUAAACAAAGACCUUAACUGGAUGACCUGCUCCAUUCCAUAUCCUAAUGACAGAAAAAACCAAAUACUGGGUACUUAAGAAUACUUAGAACCGUCUCUAGCUGCUUCAUUUACAAUGGACACUAAUUGACAAUAUUUUUCCCCAUUUUUUUCUUCUCUUUCCUUCCCCAUCCCCUCUCUUUCUCUUGCAACCUGGACUCCCUUAACUCCAUUCAUCUGAAGCAGUGGGCUGUGCCCACGAAAGCUCACGAUACCAUCUACAUUUUUUUGUUAGUGUCUAAAGUGCUGCAGGACUAUUCAUUGUUUUAAGUUUUAUCAGGCCAUAGGUGCUGGAACCAGGGAUGCUUCAGCUCCCUCAGGCUUGAAGUGGUUUCCAUCAUACAUAGCCUUUACAGUUUAGUUCAAUGGCUUUCUACAAAUUGUUCCAGCACCCCUGCGUUUGGGUCUGUUUAUUCUCUGCCAGAUUCAAACAGCCAUAUUUAUUUAUAAUGCUAUUGAAAGGGAGGAAUCCUCUUUACCUCACACAAAGGUUGAACCUGCAGUAAGUUUUAUUGCUUUGACUUAAGAACUCCUGUGCCUCUUUACUGAAGAGGAAAAGUGCUGUUUCUCCUAAGAUAAAGCAGGGUCAUAAUAAUUACGAUUUUUGACAGGGGAUUAUAUUUGGGCACAGUGAUUGUAACAAAACGUAAAUAAAACAGUAACCAAAUUGGAA